AUGGUGUACAUCUCGUCCUGGCAGGAGUAUCAAGAGGCGGCGGAGGCACUCUAUGAAAAAUCCCCAAACACAACACGCUAUUGCGUGAAAUGGAGAGCGAAUAAGGGAAAGUUAGUCCUAAAGAUCACGGACAACACGACAUGCCUUAAAUUCAAGACUUAUUCCUCCAUGUUCCUCAACCGAUUCGAGGCUUUGAAUCUCUCCUUGAUGCAGAAGAUGCAGAAUCGACGACCCGCACAGCCUUCUACGGAGGCAUCGCAAGCUGAUGCUUCCGAUGCUGUGACGAAAGAGGUCACAUCUCCCACCAUCGUUCCCGGUACAGCAGGGGUAGCAGGCGGCGGGGUGAAGAAGAAGAAGCCAAAGAAAAAGAAGUAG
Messenger RNA from Sparassis crispa, 375 nucleotides. RefSeq lists its product as hypothetical. Gene Ontology annotation, cellular component: signal recognition particle, endoplasmic reticulum targeting. The coding region runs from base 1 to 375 and encodes 124 amino acids. Lineage: Eukaryota; Fungi; Basidiomycota; Agaricomycetes; Polyporales; Sparassidaceae. The record is from RefSeq and is a predicted model, not a curated record. Gene Ontology annotation, molecular function: 7S RNA binding. The transcript is spliced from 3 exons. Gene Ontology annotation, biological process: SRP-dependent cotranslational protein targeting to membrane.